AUGUUCGCCAAGCUCUUCGCCAUCGUCCUCGCCAUUGCGUCUGUCGCCCAGGCCGCGCCCUGCAACGGUGCUGCCCGCGUGAUCCAAAACUGCGAGGUUUCUGGCACCGUCGCCCUUACUUUUGACGACGGACCCGCCGGUUACGACCUUCAGAUCGCCAACAGCCUCAACGGCGGCAAGGGUACCUUCUUCGUUAACGGUAACAACUGGGCCUGUAUCUACGACAAGGCCGACGAGCUCAAGGGCCUCUACGCUGGCGGCCACACGAUCGGUUCGCACACGUGGUCGCACGCUGAUCUCGCGCGUCUCAACUACAACCAGAUCAACGACGAGCUCGCCAAGGUCGAGGACGCCAUGAUCAAGAUUCUCGGCGUGCGCCCCAUCUACUUCCGCCCCCCCUUCGGAAGCUACAACGACCUCGUGAUCCAGGUCCUCAAGGACCGCGGGUACAGCAAGCUGUUCAUGUGGACCGACGACACUGAGGACGGGAACCGCAACGGUGAGGACGUGCCGUUCGCCAAGAGUGUCUACGACCGCAUUACGCGCGACUUCCCCAAGCCCCACCUGGUUCUUAACCACUCGCCGUACUCGAGCACUGCCAACCAGGUCGUCCCCUACGCCGUUGGAAAGCUCCAGGGCGCUGGGUACAAGCUCCAGACCGUCGACCAGUGCCUCGGCAGCGCCGGCGAGUGGCCUUACAUCUACGUUGGCCAGCCCGGCAACCGCGACUCGUCGUGGAAGUGCUAA
Molecule: messenger RNA, 747 nt
Organism: Cutaneotrichosporon cavernicola
Lineage: Eukaryota; Fungi; Basidiomycota; Tremellomycetes; Trichosporonales; Trichosporonaceae
Exons: 3
Coding region: 1-747 (248 amino acids)
Biological process (GO): carbohydrate metabolic process
Molecular function (GO): hydrolase activity, acting on carbon-nitrogen (but not peptide) bonds
Source: RefSeq, a predicted model, not a curated record